Messenger RNA from Arachis ipaensis, 10040 nucleotides. The record is from RefSeq and is a predicted model, not a curated record. Lineage: Eukaryota; Viridiplantae; Streptophyta; Magnoliopsida; Fabales; Fabaceae.
UCCCUAGCGUUCCAGUUUCCAUUUUUCUCCGUAACUGAAUUUCGUUAACCCUCCUUCUUGCACAAACCCACCUUCAUGCAUAUAUCGAAUCAACUAACCGUACGCACUCUAUGAUAUCACUAUCACACUCAUUAUGCCAUUGAAAAGCUUCAUCCGACGGAAACUACUCUCCCUGCUUCAGCCAUGGUUGAGAGAAGAGCCCCAACUCGACAUCCAGUUAGGGUUCCGUCACUCCCUCGCCGUCGCCGAGAACCUUCGUUUUGACGUCUCUGUUCUCAACCGACUGUUCAACUCCCCUUCUUGCCUCUUUAUCAAGGAGCUCACAAUCGAACACCUCACUCUCAGAUUCUCGCCCUGGCACUCCGUAGCCUUCGACAUCGAAGUUCACGGCGUUCGCGUUGUGCUAGCUUUUGAGAUGCCGGAUGAGGAGGUAAGCGCCAGGAGGCUGCGUUCGUCGAAAUUUGAUUAUACGGAUUAUCUUAGAAAGCGCCUUGAGGUUCUUGAUCCUGAGGGAUGUUCUUUGCAUCAUGUUUUGGAAAGCAUAGUUUUUGCUGACCCUGAAAGGAAAGAUCUUACAUCAUCUUUCUUGAAUCUUAUUAUGAAGUCGUCUCACCUAGAGGCACAUGACAUCAACAUGGAGAUUCAGUUUCCUAUCUUUAAUGACGAGUUUAUGUGUUUUGGGGAAGUAAAGAAUUUUAGUGCAAGAUCUGAUCAUCUUGAUCAGAAAUGUCUUUUUAGAGGUUUCCUUACUACAAUUUUGAUUCCAGUGAGAGAGGGCUCAUAUAUGUUAAAUUGCACUGGAUUGAGAGUCGGAUUUAUUGGUAAAAAUCAGCCUGACCGUGCUUUGCUUUCAUCUGAUGUGCACAUUUUCAUUACAUUAAGGGAUCUUCAGCUGGUUGAUUGCACUCUCUGUUUCCCAGAACUAGGCUUUUCAUUUACUCCAAAAGAUGUUUCUGUAUUUCUAGUUAUUCACAAAUUGCUAUCUGAUAAGCAUAAUGAAGCUAGAAGUGCUAGAGAAUUAUGGAGAAUAGCUGCAAAUAAAAUUGGCCAUAUGACUAUAAUUCCUAUGUUAUCAUUGCAAAGAUUAGUUGGUAUUAUAGGUCAAUGGAAACAUUAUGUUGAUGCUUAUGAGAAUCUCUUGCUGCUAGUUGGAUAUUCUACUGGCCCAAUGUGGAAAAUGUCCAUUUCUAAAAUGUUUCAGAGAAAACAGGUUUUCAGUUCUGCUAGAAACAACUGGAAGGUUAUAUCUAACAUUGAGAAGAAGUUACCUGCUGAAGGCAUAUCACUAGCGAGGCGAAUAGCUCGUCAUAGAGCAGCAUUGGAAGUUCCCUCUGAUUGUCAUGAGGAAUGUUUGGCCACGAGUAAAUUUGUUUGCCCUUUUCUUUCUGUUUUGAUGCUUAUUUGGAAAGUGAUCUCAAAGAUAAUCUGUUGUUUCUUAAACAUAUUUGGGAAAAAGAUAGUGGAAGAUUCAGAUAUUGACGGAUGUUUGCGAAGCUCUGGUAAAGAUCUUUAUCAAAGGUGUUGUUUUGUGCUAAACUUUGGGAAAAUCAUAGUAAGAUUGUCCCAAAUUAAUGAAAUCCAACCUUCUGCAUAUGAAAAGUUGCAUGCACAUACUGGAAUAGCAUACUCAGAUUUCCUUCCAUUAUGUUUCUGUAUUGAUCAAUUUUUACUAGUAACCAUUAAAGAUAAUUUUGGACAGAGAGUCUUUGUGUCAUGUGGGCAAAUGAAGGUUGAACCUGCACCUUUGACAGUGUUUCCAGAAGCAAGUCCAAUGAAUAAGCUUAAUACAGAUGAAGAAAAUGGAGAGGAAGGCACCCAGGGAUCAAUUCUGUGGUGUGAACCUGCAAAAUCAUUUGUCCUGUCAGAAUCUAAUGUAGCCCAGGCUGAAGAUACUUGUGAUUCUCAUGUUCAUAGCUUUAUGGGAAAAUUGUCUGCUAGUUGGAAAGGAAUUUGUAGUAGUUUUAGUGAAAGUGAGAUUGAGUAUUCUGAAAAUCCAUGCCUUCUCUGUAAGUUUGAGACAUCUUCCGCAUAUCAAGACAAUAAGAAUCCCUGUUUUGGGUUUUGUGAAUUUGGUUUUAUGCUUGGAAAGAUAAAUUUAUUUUUGACUCACUUUUCAGUAUCAUCUGUGUCUCUACUUGUUAGUCAGAUACAACAUGUUUGCACGGCGGACAGGAAGGAAGCAUCCGAUGCUCCAAACUUAGUACAUAAAGCAGAAAAUGCCUGGGUCGACACAUAUGAGUAUUAUGCCAAACAAAUGAUUAUUUACUUGCUUCAAAAACUACCACAGAAUCAUUUCCAUUUUGGAGCAUUUGUUGAUGGUCCAUUUGUAAGAUUUUCACUCAAAAGAGAGGCUGCUCUUGAUGGCCAAGACAUUAAUGACAUUGCCAGCCAUGAUAACUUUGACAUCAAUUUUGAUUUUCAUGAUAUUGAAGUGGCUGUUGGUUCACCUUCAUUAUUAGAUAUGUCACCAUUGACAGAUCCGUUUGGGCUUGAUGAUGCCAAAGCAGAGUAUAUUACAUUGGAACCUUGUGUGGUUGAUAUUCCAAAACCUGAUAAUGAUAAGUACGUAUCUUCAGGAAAGAUAUCAAUUGGUUCCUAUAUUCAUCAAAAUGGCUUAAAUGUUUAUUUGGAGGAGUUAGAAGACAAACAUCAGAUUCAACUUUUAGUGGUAAAACCAAUCAUUGUACAGAUAUUAUCAGUCAGGAAUUACAUUUAUUCGUUGUGCACAACAAUGUCUGCCUUUUCAGCUUCUUGGGACAUAACGGCUGGAGGGUUCACUGUUUUCUCAUUUUUAGAUGAGGUGUAUAUGAUUUGUAAGGCUGUUGCACACUUGUCAUCUGUGGUAUCUUAUAUGUUUAGUAGCUCUGAAGAUGUUGAUUGCUGGCAUCCUGAAAUCUUGAAGCAAGAAGCAAUGUUUCCAGAACCUGAUAGCUGCGAGCCAACCAUAGAAGGAGCUUUACCGACAAAUAAUAUCUGUUCAUUUUUUAUUAAUGGAACCUGCAGAUUUGAGUCUAUGGAUAUCAUUCUUCAUAAUUCUAGAAGUUAUAAUGGAGAUGGUCGUACUCCAGUGGUUAACUUUUUGACUGGAAACAAAUUGGCUGUGCAGAAGUUGCCCGACUGUGGAAUUUGGAUUUCCAUUCAGCAGACCUCUGUUGUAGUUUCUGGUGAAGAAGAGAAGAUGGACAUCUUCACUGAUUUAGCAGAAAUCAUAUCUUUUCUUUUCACAUACCAGAACUCUAUUGGAAACAACAAUGAUCAUAUUGUACCUGAAAAAUUGCUAUUGCAAUCUGUUGACUGCUUACAUGAAGUAUCUCUCUCUGGUUGCACAUUUACUUUGUGCUUGGGUCUUGUUCAAAAUACCUCAUGUUCAAGAAAUGAGUUCAAAACAGUUGGUAGCUCAGAUGCUAAUGGUCAUAUAUCUGACUUGGUGCGAGGAAACAAUUUGACAGCCUCUGAAAGGUUAAUCACUGAAUCCCCUCACUCAAUUACAGUGAUGGGCUCUCCUACAAUUAUCGGGACGUCAGCUUCAGCAAGGCACUGUUUUCUAGUAAAUGCUUCAGUAACUAAUGUUGUCAUAGGAAGAUGCUCAACGAAAAGGGUUCUGGUUGAAGCACAUCAAUCGAAUAAGUUUAUGUGUAUGCUUUCUGUUGGUGGAGAGUUUCAGAUGGUUUCCUGGGAGAUCCAGGGUGGACUUAUUGUUCUUGAAACAUCAUCUUUGGCAAUGGCGAUUGAUAAUUAUACUUCCUAUCUGAAACAUAUCAGAAAUCUUACAUCUGAUGUGAUGCAACAUAAUAAAGCCAUCAAUCAGGCAGGGCAUGGUGAAGAGAGCUGUGAUGUUAAUGAUGAGAUUCAUCAAGAGAUUGUUUGCACAUCUCAAUGGACUGAGAGUGAAUCUCCGAAUUCGUUUGACUUAUCAUUGUCUCACUUUGCUCUUGUUUUUGCACAUGAAAAUGACUCCGGUGGGAUUAGAGAAAUCAUACUAGAGGUUGACAUCCAUUUGAAAUUUGAAUCAGCAACUACUGGGAAGAAACUAAAAGCUGAGCUUUCUCAUUUGUCUAUCCUUUCCCAAAUUACUCACGAGAAUUUGGAACAUGAAACUACAAUUCCUCAUUUUUCCUCUGUUAGAAUGAAAGAUUUUCCAUCUCAGCUUGCCUUUUCAGAGUUUCAGAACUCUGUUGAAUGUCAUGCUGUUAGCGAGGGAAGUAGUUCAAGAGGCCCUGUUCCAUUUCACCUGAGUCAUCAGAAUCAAAUUCUGAAAGAUUUAAGAGCUUCCAUGUCACUAGAGAGGCCAGCUGAUGGCUCAUUGCAUUUAUGUCGAUGUUGGUUUGGCGUUGGUUCUAUUUCAGGUUUUGACAUGACACUUUCUAUAUCCGAAAUUCAGACAAUUUUGUCAAUGGCCUCUUCAGUUUCUCUGCUAUCACUUCAAGAUACAACAAGAUCAUCAGAAAGAAACCAUUGGUCUACUAGCCAUAAUGCUGACAAUAGUUUGGAAGCAAUGAUUCCAGAUGGGGCUGUUGUUGCUAUUCAGGAUAUCAACCAGCACAUGUAUUUUACUGUUGAAGGUGAAGAAAAUUCUUUCAGUAUAGGUGGCGUCAUUCAUUACUCUCUUGUAGGAGAAAGAGCUCUUUUCAGGGUGAAACACCUAAUCCAAAGGAGAUGGAAGUCUACAAUUAUGUGGUUUUCCUUGAUAUCAUUGUUUGCGAAGAACGACAUGGGUGUGCCUUUGAGAUUGAAUUCUAGUCCAGGAUCAUGUUUUGUUGACAUCUCGUGUCCCAAUGAUGGAAGUUGUGCACUUUGGAGAGUUUUCCCUCCUGAGGGUGGAAGUUAUGAAGGAGUUACUGACUGGGGGGAGGCUUGCAAUCAACCAAUAAAGAGAAGCUGCUGCCUUGUAAACAAAAAGAAUAACUGUGCUAUUGCUUUUGUUGAUGGUGCUCCAGAGUUUGUCAUGAAGCCUGGAAAUCCAAUCAAGUUCAAAAUUUUUCAUGAUCUUUCAGUCGGUUAUGAUGCUUCAGAUACAGUUAGGUACCCUAGAAUGGCUCCACAAAGUCGUCCACAGACUGAUGAAGAAAGUAUUUUGUUGCAAGGAGGAAAACUUCCUCGUAUUGAUAUUAAUAUUGAGAAAAUUACUCUGCAUAUUGUUCAUGAACUUUCAGAUACAAAAGAUCUUUUCCCACUUAUAUGCUUGUUUAUCAACAAUACACAACUUAUUGUACAAAACUUAGCCACAAAAUCCCGGGUCAUAGGCACCUCAACUGCGGGUGUUCAGUAUUAUGAUGCUCUGAGAAAUCUAUGGGGAGAACUUCUCCAUCCUGUUGGAAUCUGUAUUUUUUACCGAUCUAAUAUUCAAACUACGCUUCCUGAAUAUGCAUCUCAUACAGUUCCUGCACAUUUCUUCUGUCGGGCCAAAGAGUUGGACAUAUCCCUAAGUGAGAAUUCAUUGGAUGUUUUGCUCUUCAUGAUUGGGAAACUAAAUCUGUCUGGUCCAUAUAUGCUGCAAAGCUCCAUUAUUCUGGCUAACUGCUGCAAGGUGGAGAAUCAGUUAUGUCACAGGAGGCAUUCUGAUAUCAGAAGUGAAGACUCUGAUGCUGCAACUUCUGUUUCUAUUCAACUUGCUGAUUUUGGUUCAUUUGCAACUUCUUCAAUUCCCCUCUUACUUUCACAAACACAGAUAGCUUGGAGAACACGGAUUAGAUCAGCUGAAGGUUCACGAACUUUCCCUGGGCCAAUGAUUGUGAUUAAGAUUUCUAGAAAUGCAGAGGUUGGUUUGUCAGUUGUGGUUUCCCCUUUGAUUAGAAUACACAAUGAAACUGGAUUUCCUCUGGAACUUCAGUUCCAACGAGCUGAACCACAGGGAGAUGAGGUUGCAUCUGUGGUAUUAGAACCAGGGGAUUAUAUUGAUGAUUCUAUGGCAAUGUUCGAUGCCAUAAACUUCUCUGGUGGAGUAAAGAGGGCUUUAAUGUCUUUAAGUAUUGGUAACUUCUUAUUGUCAUUUAGACCCCGAAUGACCGAGGAACUCAAAAAAUUUGAACGAUCUCUUUCUUUGGAAUGGUCAACUUAUGUUAAAGGUGGAAAAGCUGUUCGUUUAUCUGGAAUAUUUGAAAAGUUAAACUACAGAGUUCGCAAGGCAUUAUUUUCAAAAUCAGACAAGUGUUCCUUCAGCACAGCACAUUGCGUCCUUAUGUCUGAAGGUGAAAGAGUUGCCAAUAUGCAUUUUCUCAUCCAGACAAUUUCAAGAGAUAUUCCUGUUGCAACACCUGAAAAGUCUGCAGCUCUGUUAAAGAAAGAGAGUUUGCCAGUUUCAUUGCAAGAACAGAAGGAAAUAUAUCUCCUUCCUACUGUACGAAUGACCAACUUAUUGCACUCUGAAAUAGAUGUUAUUUUAAGUGAAACAGAUCAGUUAAGUACUGUUGGCUAUGACAGUAUUGGAAAGCAGGCGACAAUAGCAUAUGGUUCAACAGCUGUCUUUUGUGCCAAUCCAGAUGUUAUAUACUUCACAGUGACUUUAACUGGUUCCAAUUCAAGUUCCAAGCUGCUAAAUACUGGGGAAUGUGUAAAGAAGUUACUAAAGAAGAACAGAGAUGUCCAACAUGUAGAUCUGAAUUUGGACUUCGAUGGAGGAAAGUUUUGUGCAACCUUGAGACUAUACCGUGGGAGCAGGGGCAUGCUGGAGGUUGUAGUUUUCACAUCCUAUUCCAUGAAGAAUAAUACAGACUUAGAAAUUUAUGUUCUUGCCACCAAAAGGUGGCCUCUAUCAAGAAUUGAAUUAGACAAUUUAAAAUCUCACAUUCCUUCAGAGUUAGGCUUAUGCUUGCCUCCAAGAACAACUAGAUCCUGGUUCUUAAAACCCAAAAGCGUUCAGCUUAAAUUGCUGGAGGACAACACAGCUGAGGCACUGCUAGACUUGGAUUCAUUAUCAGGCCUUACGGAAAUAAGCUUUAAGAAAGAAGAAGGAUCUGGUGUCAAAUCUGUAACAAAACUUGGCAUGUCUAUAGGUCCUUCAGGAGAAUUUUGUGUUCCAUCACAAAUGGUGACAAUUGUUCCACGAUAUGUUAUUUGCAAUGAAUCAGAAGCAUCUAUCACUGUUCGUCAAUGCUAUUUUCAGGAUGAGAUGGCGGGUGUAAUCUCCGUUGGAAGCAAACAGCGAAUGCCACUACAGCUGAAAGAAGGAUUUAGCAAGACAAGAGAGUUCAGUGUAUUUGAGCAUUUUAUCAGAAAGCACCGAUCCCCUAGUGACAAUUCUUUGUUAUAUAUUCAGUUUCAAACCAAUGAGCCUGGAUUGGGAUGGUCAGGUCCAGUGUGUAUAGCCUCACUAGGACAUUUUUUCCUGAAAUUCAGAAAACAAACAAAGGAAGUUGGAAUAUCAGAUAGCAAAAUGACAGAAUUUGCAGCUGUUCAUGUUGUUGAAGAAAGUUCUACUCUUAUUUUGAGUUUCUAUAAGCCCCCCAAUAUAAGUCUGCCUUACCGAAUUGAGAAUUCUCUGCAUAAUCUAUCAAUAACUUACUACCAAAAGGGUUUAUUAGAGCCAGAGGUUCUUGGACCAGGAUCAAAUGCAGAUUAUGCCUGGGAUGAUCUGACUCUUCCACAUAGGCUGGUUGUUCGCAUCAAUGGUAGCCUACAAUUACAGGAGAUUAAAUUGGACAAGGUGCGAGCAUGGAAACCAUUUUACAAACUUGGUAAACAAAGAACAUUGUCUACACAUUUGGUUUUAGACAAAAGGCCAGGCGAUCAUGCUAUGGAGAUGGAAAAAGUGGGGUAUGAAAUUUAUGCAGAAGGGCCAACCAGAGUUUUGCGAAUUUGUGAGAUCUCUAAUAGUUUCAGGGGAGAUAAUGUUCUCAAUUUAUGUGCAAAAGUUCAAGUUAGAGUUUCUCAGUUUGCAGUUCACCUGCUUGAACAUGUGAAACAGGAGGGUGAUGAGAAUGAGCUGCAAGAUUUUACACCAUUUUCAGUAGUGAAGCUUGGGAAUCUGCACAUGUUUAUGGUUUCUAAUAAUGAUCAGGUGUAUAAUCAGUUCAGUGUACAGGACGUGAAUUUUGAGCUUAAGUGGAAUGGAGCUCCUUUCGCAUCAAUGCUCCGCAGACAUCAGUUAGAUUACAGUGGCUCAAGUGAUAGUGUGCUGAAGAUUGUUUUUAUUCUACUUAACUCUAGUUCCAAUCUUAAGCAAUUUAGGUAUUCAUCAAUUUUUCUUCAGCCAAUUGAUUUGAAUCUUGAUGAAGAGACAUUAAUGAAAAUUGCAUCAUUUUGGAGAACUUCUCUUAGUGACUCAGAGAGUCAAAGGUUUUACUUUGAUCAUUUUGAAAUCCAUCCAAUAAAGAUCAUUGCAAACUUUAUUCCCGGGGAAUUGAAUUCGAGUUAUAGCUCUACACAGGAGGCUUUGCGGUCCUUAAUUCAUAGUGUUGUUAAGGUGCCUCCCAUAAAAAAUAUGGUUGUAGAACUAAAUGGAGUCCUUAUUACCCAUGCUUUGAUAACAGUGCGUGAAUUAUUUUUUAAAUGCGCACAACAUUACUCAUGGUACGCAAUGAGGGCUAUAUAUCUCGCUAAAGGAAGCCCCUUACUUCCGCCUGAUUUUGUUUCUAUUUUUGAUGACCUAGCUUCAUCAUCUCUUGAUGUCUUCUUUGAUCCGUCCCGCGGUUUCGCAAAUCUUCCCGCAUUCACUUCAGGUACUUUCAAAUUAAUAAGUAAAUGUAUCAAAGGUGAAGGAUUUUCAGGGACAAAACGAUACUUUGGUGAUCUAGGGAAAACUUUAAGAUCAGCAGGUUCAAAUAUAGCCUUUGCAGCUGUAGCUGAGAUAUCAGACUCUGUUCUGAAAGGUGCAGAAGCAAAUGGUUUCAAUGGAUUGGUGAGUGGCUUUCACCAAGGAAUUCUAAAAUUGGCUAUGGAGCCAUCAGUUCUUGGAACAGCAUUGAUGGAAGGUGGACCAGAUAGAACUAUAUUACUUGAUAGAAGUCCAGGAGUCGAUGAGUUAUACAUUGAAGGAUAUAUCCAAGCCAUGCUGGAUACGGUUUAUAGACAAGAAUACCUGAGAGUUAGAGUUAUUGACAAUCAGGUUAUCCUGAAAAACCUCCCACCGAAUCAUACUCUUAUAUGUGAGAUCAUGGAUCGUGUUAAGGAGUUUCUGGUGAGUAAAGCAUUGCUAAAAGGAGAUCCCUCAAGUAUGGGUCUCCCUUUACGCCGCCUUCGAGGAGAAAGUGAAUGGAGAAUUGGACCGACAGUUCUGACAUUGUGCGAACAUCUUUUUGUUAGCUUUGCUAUACGUAUGCUACGGAAGCAAGCAAACAAAUUUGUAAUCAAGAUAAAGUGGGGAAAGCAAUCGGAGGUCGACAGUCAUAAGGAUGCUCCUGCUGAGUCUAAUAAAAUGGGGCAGAAAUUGGGUUUCAUUCGAAAAUGGGGCAUUGCCAAAUUUGUCUUGUCUGCCCUGUUGGCAUAUGUUGAUGGACGUCUAUGUCGUAGUAUUCCCAAUCCUGUUGCCCGUAGAGUAGUUAGUGGCUUUUUGUUGAGUUAUAUUGACAAAGAUGAUGAUGAAUAAAAUCUGUAGUUGUUGUUCCUUCCAUUUAAAAGAAACAGGUAGUGGCGCCGUGGCGAGUGAAAUGCUGUUUGUGCCUCGGCAUUUGGGAUCAGCAUCUUAUGUUUCCGUAUGAAGCUCAUAUUAUAUGAUUUGUAUAUAUUUUUGCAUUCAGAUCCAACCAAGCGGUAUGUUUUACGUGCAUGUAGAUGGCUUUUGAUCCCCGUGUGGUCUGUGGUGUGUAUUAUACAUCUGGACUUUGUGAGAAAACCAGAACGGUGACGCAGUGCACUCCAAGGCUUGUGAGAAAACCACCGUGGCUCUGUAGAGCAAAGGAGAGAAGCUCUUCAAUAGCAUUGGAGUCAAAAUACACCGUUUACAUGAGUUGACAUUUUUCAGAUUAGCAUUUUAGUGGGAACGUGACUUUGGUUCACUUUGGUUCAUUUUUUACGCUCGGCAAUCUGCUUUUGAGGUGGCCAGAGUAUUUUAGAGUCGAAUUUGAGGUUAUACAAUCAUUACAUGAUCCAUUCCAAUUUUAGUU